AUGAGCUCAGGACGUGCGUUGGAAACGCUAGUGGAGUCGCAGCAGCUGGAUGACUUUUCAAGCAGUUUUGAAGAUGAUUUGACGAUCGAUGAUGAGGAGUCGUUUCGCCCGCCAAUGCGACGUACCUACAGCAUGCGGCAACAAAAACGGCGCCCAUCGACCAUGAACGAGGAGCGAAUUGUUCUCCAACGGCGACUUAGCCACGAUGCGGAGUCGAUGGAUAUGACUGGAGGCCGCAAAUUUGUGGUGGAUGUCGAGCCCAUGAUGCAUCAUCUUCUUGCACAAGAGGACACGGACGGUGAUACGCGAAUCAGUGUAACGGAUAGUGGACCCAAAUCUGUGACGCUCGGUACAGUUGGCAGCAAUGGGUACAAAAGUGCAGAAAUCCGUGGCACGUACAUGCUGUCUAGCCUGUUACAGGAGCUUGCCAUUGCACAAGACAAGGGCGAGCAGCGUGUGAUUAUCGACGAGACGCAGCUCACAGAAAACCCUGUAGCCCGUCUCUCGCGUAUGAUCCGCGAUACGUUUUGGGACAAUCUUACGCGCCGCAUCGAUGCGGAUGGACUUGAGCAGAUUCUUUGUGACACAAAAGGCAACUCAUCGAGUGCGGAGCAGAUCAUUUACGUGCCAGAAAAUGAGAAGGACAUGGUCGAAUAUUAUUUUCGCGUCGCGCGAGAGCGACCCGCGCUGAACCUUGUUGUGGAGAAGCUACCAGAAAACUUUACGCCAGAGUAUGCUCGGAAUUUGAACUCACGACCUGGGCUUUUGGCGAUUGCAAUGGAAGCGCGUGUGGAUCCGAAUAAUGGACUCGUGGAUAUGUGCGGAAUUCCGUUUGUCGUUCCCGGCGCGCGUUUUAACGAACUGUACAACUGGGAUAGUUAUUUUAUCGCGCUUGGUCUUAUUGAAGAUAACCGCAUUGACCUCGCAAAAGGCGCCGUUGAGCACUUUAUAUUCGAGAUCAAGCACUACCAUAAGAUUUUGAACGGAAAUCGCUCCUACUAUCUCACACGCUCUCAGCCGCCCUUCCUUACCGACUUUGCGCUGCGUGUGUAUGCCAAGAUGAAUGAGAACUUGCACAAUACUGCGCCCACGUCGGACGACUUUACACCGGCGAUUGCUGAGGCGGAAGAGAAAAACAAGGCAUGGCUCCGUCGCGCCAUCCAGGCGGCUAUCAAAGAGUACCAUACCGUGUGGAUGCGACAGCCCCGCUAUGAUCCCGGAACGGGGCUAUCCCGCUACCAUCCUGAAGGGCUCGGCGUUCCGCCCGAAACCGAGUCGUCUCAUUUCACGUCCGUAUUGCGCCCCUAUGCUGAGAAGUAUGGAUGCAGUAUCAACGAGUUUACUCGCAAGUACAAUUAUUCCAAGAUCCACGAGCCUGAACUUGAUCAAUACUUUUGCCAUGACCGAGCCGUGCGUGAAAGUGGCCACGAUACAUCCUAUCGCCUCGAAAACCGAUGUGCAAACCUAGUCACAAUUGACUUAAACGCGCUGCUGUACAAGUACGAGAUGGAUAUUGCAAACACAAUUCGCGACGUGUUUGACGACCAUCUCGAACUGGUGGAUGACUUUAGCUUGUAUGGCCCUUUGCCAAACGAACCCAACACUUUGCCGCCAAAUUCGCGUUCUACCCCACAGCACAGUGCGGAAUGGUUUGUGCGCGCUGCGUUCCGCAAGCAGCAAGUGGACAAGUACUUGUGGAAUUAUGGCCAGGGCCUCUACUUUGACUACGACAUUGCGCUCCAGGAGCAAGGCUUAUACGAAAGUGUCACUUCAUUCUGGGCCUUGUGGGCGGGUCUGGCAACACAGGAACAGGCAGAUCGCAUGGUGAAAAAAUCUAUUCACAAGUUUGAAAUGACCGGUGGACUUGUGCCCGGCACAGAGGAGUCGCGCGGGCCCAUCUCGCUUUCGCGACCGAACCGCCAAUGGGACUACCCGUUUGCCUGGCCGCCGCAUCAAAUGCUGGCAUGGGAGGGGCUGAAAAAGUACAACCACAUGGACGUUGCUCAGCGUCUCGCAUACCGGUGGCUGUACCUACUGGUGUCUGCAUUUGUCGACUUCAACGGUGUCGUUCCUGAGAAGUUUGACGCGGUGAAUUUAUCGCAUCUUGUUAAUGCCGAGUAUGGAAAUCAAGGCACGGAGUUUACGUAUGUUCCGCGCGAAGGAUUUGGAUGGAUGAAUGCCAGUUUCCAAGUGGGCUUGACAUACUUGGACAGCCAUAUGCGGAAAGCGGUAGCUGCGAUGCAGCGCCCCGACGACUUUUUCCGUGUGAGCCAAGCGGGACUGCAUGAUCGUGUAUCGAACUGGCGCAACUGGGGUGCACACCGCCGAGCCGCACGCACACCGUAG
Malassezia vespertilionis is the source of this 2346-nucleotide messenger RNA. RefSeq names its product alpha,alpha-trehalase (gene NTH1). Lineage: Eukaryota; Fungi; Basidiomycota; Malasseziomycetes; Malasseziales; Malasseziaceae. Gene Ontology annotation, molecular function: alpha,alpha-trehalase activity; calcium ion binding. Bases 1 to 2346 code for a protein of 781 amino acids. The record is from RefSeq and is a predicted model, not a curated record. Gene Ontology annotation, cellular component: cytoplasm. The transcript has a single exon. Gene Ontology annotation, biological process: trehalose catabolic process.